AUGAUCGGGGGGUUCGUUUGGCUCCGUGUGUUCGGGCCUACUGCUGGAUCGGCGCACAAGAUCCAAGAGUACAAUCGAGCUGUUGAGCGACAGAAGGAGGAAAUCGAGUUGGCUGAACGACGCGAGCGUGUUCGUCGUGCACAGGAAGCGAAUAGAAAGGCGGCUGAGGAAGCUGCGAAACAUCAGCAAGAUGAUGAUGAUUUUGACUUCUCUUCUAUGGGAGGAGGUGCUCCAGGAGGUGGAAACCCAGCUUUCGACUUGUUCAACGACCCAGAGAUCACUGAGGCUCUGAAGGAUCCUGAGGUUCUUCCAGCUUUGAUGGAUAUCAUGAAAAAUCCGGCGAACUUGAUGAAAUAUGUUGGAAACCCGAAGGUUGCCGCUCUUCUCGCCAAAAUGCAGGCAAAGGGAGGAAUGCCUGGAAUGUUCGGAGGGCCAUCAUCUGGCGGAUGCCCGGGCGGCGAAUGCAACGAUUCUGGAUGCAAGCCAGCUCCGUCGAAGGCCCCGGAACCCGAUUUGGAUUAA
Caenorhabditis bovis is the source of this 522-nucleotide messenger RNA. Lineage: Eukaryota; Metazoa; Nematoda; Chromadorea; Rhabditida; Rhabditidae. The record is from the annotation of a GenBank genome assembly.